AUGUCCUCCAGAAUCAACAUUGCCCGCCCGAACACCAACACCUACAAUCCCGACCCCCAUGGCCUGUCGAACAGCACACGGCCAUCGACGGGCUACCGCGCUGCCAACCCAGACGACCCCCUCGAAAAAAUAAGGGCUUUCAGUACGGCGGUCGAAGACAAUAUUGAGAUCUACUCGCAACCCUUGAAGCCCCAUUUGCCGGCAAUUGGACGCUUCUUGAUCGUUGUGACCUUCCUGGAGGACUCGCUGCGAAUCAUGACUCAGUGGGGAGAUCAAAUCUGGUAUUUGCAACAACAUAGAAAGUUUCCCUGGGGGCUCUCCCAUAUCUUCUUGAUCCUCAACGUCCUCACCAUGCUCGGCGGUUCAUCAGCCAUUAUCCUCAAACGCUUUAGCGAAUACGCAGUUGCUGGUCUUUUGGCGGUCGUCAUAAUUCAAGGCUUCGGAUACGGUCUCAUCUUCGACCUCAACUUCUUCCUCCGAAAUCUCAGCGUUAUUGGCGGUCUUUUGAUGGUGUUCAGUGAUUCCAUGGUGACGAGAAAGAAGCUCUUUGCCGGUCUACCCUCAAUUAGCGAGACCGACCGCAAGAAAUACUUCCUCCUCGCCGGCCGUGUCCUCCUCAUUUUCCUCUUCAUUGGAUUCAUCAUCCAGGGAGAAUGGAAUAUCGCCCGUUUCUUUGUAUCGAUCGUCGGUUUUGCCGCUUGCGUCAUGGUCGCAGUAGGCUUCAAAGCGAGAUGGUCCGCCACGUUCCUUGUCCUCGUCCUUAGCGUAUUCAACGUAUUCGUCAACAACUGGUGGAGUGUCCACUCUGCUCACCCCCAGCGUGACUUCCUCAAAUACGACUUCUUCCAAACACUAUCUAUCGUUGGUGGUCUGAUCCUCCUCGUGAACAUGGGUCCUGGUGGUCUAUCAGUCGACGAAAAGAAAAAGACUUACUAA
This is a messenger RNA of Pleurotus ostreatus (oyster mushroom), 936 nucleotides long. RefSeq lists its product as uncharacterized. Gene Ontology annotation, cellular component: membrane; endoplasmic reticulum-Golgi intermediate compartment; endoplasmic reticulum. Gene Ontology annotation, biological process: Golgi organization. The transcript is spliced from 7 exons. Lineage: Eukaryota; Fungi; Basidiomycota; Agaricomycetes; Agaricales; Pleurotaceae. The coding region runs from base 1 to 936 and encodes 311 amino acids. The record is from RefSeq and is a predicted model, not a curated record.